Molecule: messenger RNA, 26827 nt
Organism: Sturnus vulgaris (Common starling)
Lineage: Eukaryota; Metazoa; Chordata; Aves; Passeriformes; Sturnidae
Source: RefSeq, a predicted model, not a curated record
AUGGAUUACAGCUCCCUCAGCGGGGUCCCGCGCUUCCUGACCCGGCCCAAGGCGUUUAUGGUGUCUGUAGGGAAGGAUGCCACCCUGAGCUGCCAGAUCGUUGGAAACCCCAUCCCAGUGGUGAGCUGGGAAAAGGAUAAACUUCCAGUGCAGUCUGGGGGAAGGUUUAAAACCACAGAGGAUGGGGAUUUGUAUCGGCUAACCAUCUACGACCUGAGCCUGGAGGACAGCGGCCAGUACAUCUGCAGGGCCAAGAACACCAUCGGGGAGGCUUUUGCUGCUGUCAGCAUCAAAGUGGGACAGGAGACCACAGUCACAGAGUCAGCUCCUUACUUCAUCCAGAAACCUUCCAACAUCAAAGUAACCUUGGGAGAAGAUGCCAUGUUCAAAUGCAAAGUCCAGGGCAGCCCUCCCCUCUCGGUGAACUGGGAGAAGGAUGGGAGGUACCUGAGGAACAAGGCGGAUGCUGGACGCUUCCAGAUCGAGUCUGCCGGGGAAUCCAACGCUCUCACCAUCCAGUGUGCCCAGCUGGGGGACAGUGGCACCUACACCUGCCGGGCAGAGAACCUCAUCGGCUCCGCCAGCGCCUCGGCCGCGCUGGUGGUGGAAACACACGGCUCCUCCAACCCGGGCAGCAGCGCCAACUUGGACAGCAGCUGCGGCAAGACCGCCUCCCUGCUGUCCCACCUGCAGAAGAGGCGGGAGGAGAUCAGGAAGACGGACAUCUCCCACGGAACUCUGGACUCAACCUCUGCCCAGGCUUACUCCGCCGUCGAGGGGCUGUCCAGCAUCGGCUACAGCCUGUGCAGGGAUUACGAGCGGGCAGCGGGGCUGACCAAAGGGCCCCGCAACGCCACGUUCGGGGCUCUGACGCGCACCUGCAGCGUGACGGAGGGCAAGCACGCCAAGCUGAGCUGCUAUGUCACCGGAGAGCCCAAGCCCGUGAUCGUGUGGAAGAAGGACAACGAGGUCAUUGUGGAGGGCCGGCGGCACGUCAUCUACGAGGAUGACCAGGAGAACUUCGUGCUGAAGAUCCUGUUCUGCAAGCAGACGGACAAUGGGCUGUACACCUGCACGGCUUCCAACCUGGCGGGGCAGACCUACAGCUCUGUGCUGGUCACUGUCAAAGAACCCACCAUACCCUUCAAGGCAAAGCUGAAGGACCUCGAAGUGAGGGAGAAGGAAUCUGCCACCUUCCAGUGUGAGGUGCCCGUUCCUGGGACAGAGACAGCUUGGUUCAAGGAGGAGACCAAGCUCCAGCAGAGCAAGAAGUACAACAUCGAGGAGGAGGGCACGUACCGCCGGCUCACCGUGCAGAACGUCACCACGGACGACGACGCCGUCUACAUCUGUGAGAUGAAGGAGGGCAGCAGGACCAUUGCAGAGCUCUCUGUCCAAGGGAACAUCAUUAAGAAACUCCCACGGAAAACUGCAGUGUUCAUCAACGACACAGCCACCUUCUGUGUGGAGCUGGACAACGACUGCCAGGACGUGCGGUGGCUGAAGAACAAAGAGGAGGUGAAAGCCAGCGAGCGAAUCUCCAUCACACGCUCUGGCAAACAGCACACCAUGACCAUCAGGGAGUGCAAGAUGGAAGAUGCUGGUGAGAUUGCCUUCCUGGCUGAAGAAAGCAGGACUUCUACUCAGUUCACUGUGACCACUCCCAAAAAACCUCCCACCCAACCCCCAGCUGACCCUGUGGUGAAAAAUAAAACAGAAACCUCAGUGACACUGGCCUGGUCCCCUCCGAGGAUGGACAGGCCCAUUCCAGUCGACGGAUACAUCGUGGAGCGCAAGAAACUCACCGGCUUCACCUGGGUCAGGUGCCACGAGUCCCACGUCCCCAGCCCCGAGCUCACGGUCAGCAACCUGCCAGAAGAGGCUGACUACCAGUUCAGGGUGUCUGCAGUCAACACCUAUGGACAGAGCCCCUACCUGGAAUUCCCUGGGAGCUUGCACCUCGAACCCGUCCUGGCUGUGAAAAACCCCCUGACAACAGCUGAAGUUGCACCUGGAGGAGAUGCCCUGUUCACUGUCGACCUGACCAAGACAUGUUCUGGCACUUGGUACCUGAAUGGCAAAGUCUUACAGGAAAGUGAGACCUACAUCAUGAACAGAACCCAAACCACUCACACCCUGCUCAUAAAAAAUGUCACCAGGAGAGAUGAUGGGGCAGAAGUGAAAUUUGUUGCCAAUGACGUUGAGACCAGCACCAAGAUGAGAGUGAGAGGAGCUGCAGUGAGAUUCACCAACAAGAGCAAAGACAUAGAAAAAGUCUCAGCUCGGCUGCAGGAAGAAGCCAAACUCCAGGCUGAGCUUUCAGACACAGAGGCCACUGUGAAGUGGAUGAAAGAUGGGAAGGAGCUCCAGGCCAGUGAAAAAUACGAGUUCCAAACCGUGGGGAAGAGGCGCGUCCUGAAAAUCCGCCGAGCUGCCGAGGAGGAUGCUGGAGUCUAUGAGUGUGUCUGUGAAGGGGAUAAAAUGCUUUACCAGCUCUCAGUGAAAGCACUUGCAAACUUCAUAAACAAAGAGAAAACUGGAGGAGUGGUCAAGGCCAUUGCUGGGAAACAGGCUGAGUUUGUGUCUGAGACCUCCGAGGCCAACAUCAUGGUCAAGUGGUACAAAGAUGGGAAGGAAAUCACAGCCAGCAAGAAAUUCACCAUGGAAGACAAAGGAAAACUGCACAAGCUUGUGGCUUCGGCUGUGACAAAAGAAGAUGAAGGAACUUACACCUGCAAAAUUGGGGAUGACACCCUUACUUUUGAUUUAAAAGUCUCAGAUGAAGCUGUUACUUUUGUCAACAAGCCCAAAACGACUCCAGAAGUAUCAGUCAGCCCUUCUGAAAGCCUGGAGCUGGUGUGUGAGGUGUCAGCUGCGGGCGGGGCCGUGGUGUGGAGGAAGGGUCAGACUGAGCUGAAGCAGGACCAGAGGACAACAAUCGUCUGCCAGGGGACACAACGCAAGCUCAUCAUCAAGAGGGUGACACAGCAAGACCAAGGCAGCUACACCUGUGAAACAAAGGACGACAGAACAACAUUCCAAGUCAAAGUCAGAGGUGAGAAAAUGCCAGGAAUUCCAAAGGUGGAGAAGAAAGAUGCAGGGGAGUACAGCUGUGAGGCUGCUGGCCAAAAACUCACCUUCAGGAUCGAUGUCAAAGAGCCCAAACCUGCAUUUAUAAACCAGGAAAAGGUCCAGAAGGAGGUGAAGGCUGUCUUGACAGAAAGUGCCACUCUCAUGUGUGAGGUGGCACAGGAUGCCACCGAAGUGAAGUGGUACAAGGAUGGCAAACUGCUCGUUUCCUCUCGGAAAUUCAAAAUAGAGACCGUGGGCAAAUCCCGGCGCCUGGUGGUGGAGCAGCUGGAGAAAAAGGAUGCUGGGGAAUACAUUUGUGAGGCUGCUGGCCAGAGGCUGACCUUCAAACUGGAACCAACUGAACCAGAGGCUAAAUUUGAAAAGAAAGUUGUCCAGAAGGAGCCUCUCAUUGUCCAAGAACACGAAAGCAUCACACUGACAACCUCAGUCACUCCUGAAACCGCUGCAGUGAGGUGGUUCAAGGAUGGCACAGAAAUCAAGGCGAGCAAGAAAUGUGUGAUCAAGAGCGAGGGGGCAUCCAGGACACUGACAGUGACUGCAGCUGAGAGCACAGACUCUGCCCUCUACACCUGCCAGACAAAGCAUGACAAGCAGGAAUUCAGGGUCCAGGUGAAAGAAAUCCCGGUGAAGUUUGCCAAGAAGCUGGAGGCCGUGAAAGCCGAGAUCGGUGGCAGCGUGUCCCUGAGCUGUGAGCUGAGCCACGCCAAGGGGAAGGUGACAUGGAGCAGGAAUGGUGUGGAGAUCAAGCCCAGCAAGCGUUUCCAGAUCCGUGAGGAGGGAACCAAGAGGACCCUGACGAUAACGGGGAUCCGGGCUGAGGAUGAGGGAGAAUAUUCCUGCGAGUCCAGGGAUGACAAGAGCAGCGUCACCAUCGUCCCCAAACCUCCCAGAGUGGUGAAAUUCGUCACAAGUCUCAACAGCGUGGUGUCUGAGGAGGGUAAAGAGGCUGUGUUCAAGUGCACCGUCUCCCCCAGUGAUGCUGUGGUCACCUGGCUCAGGAAUGGUGCCAAGAUUGAAGCCAGCAAGAAAUACGUGAUCUCUCAGAAGGACACCAACCACAGCCUCACCAUCACUGACCUGGCACUGGAAGAUGCAGCUGAAAUCACAGCCAGUGCUGAGGGUGUGGAAAGCUCAGCCAACCUCAGAGUCCGAGAGGCCUCAAUCUCCUUCAAGAAGAAGCUGGAGCCCAAAACAGUUGAAGAGAGGGAGACAGUGACCCUGGAGGUAGAGCUGACCAAGCCUGCAGAGGUGAAAUGGAUGAGGAACAGCAUCGUGCUGAAGCCCAGUGACAAAAUAGAGAUCAAAGCUGAGGGAACAAAGCACACCUUGGUGGUCAAGGACAUCUCCUUUGCAGACAGGGGCUUCUACUGCUGUGAGAGCCCUGAUGACAAAACCCAAGCCAAGAUCAAUGUGGAAAUGAGGCAGAUCAAGUUGGUGAAAGGCCUGCAGCCCCUGCAGGUGACUGAGAAAGGGACUGUCACCUUCGAGGUGGAGGUGUCACACGAGGACGUGGAGGGCACCUGGCAGAAGGAUGGUGUUCGUCUGAAACCUGCACCCAACAUCAGCUUCGCUGUCCUGGGCAAGAAACACUCCCUGACUCUGUCCUCGGUGGCUCUGGAAGAUGCAGGACUCAUCUCCUUCAAAGCAGAAGGCAUUAAUUCAUCAGGGAGGCUCACUGUGACAGAACUGCCUGUGAGGAUCAGCAAACCUUUGGCAGAUGUCAGUGUAACUCAGAAGCUCAAGGCCACGUUCGAGUGUGAGCUGUCCAAACCCAAUGCCAAUGUGAAGUGGUUCAAGGAUGGGAAGGAGAUUCGGCAAAGUAAAAACAUUGGGAUUAUCUCCCAAGGAAAUAAGAGAAGCCUCAUUAUUCACAAGUGUGAAUAUGAAGACCAGGGAACCUAUACAUGUCAAGCAGAUGAAGACAAGACAUCAGCUACUCUAAAAGUUCAUGCCCGAGAUAUCAAGAUUGUAAAACCACUGGAAGAUGUGGAAGUGAACGAAUUCGAGAGUGCAUCCUUCAUCUGUGAGAUCUCACACGACGAGGUGGAAACCCAGUGGUACAAAAAUUCCGACAACAUCAAAAUGCGGCAGGAUGGAAAAACCUAUUCCCUGACUUAUGCACGCGUCCACGUCGAGGAUGCGGCCGAGAUCAAAUUCGUGGCAGAAAAGGCAGAAUCUCGUGCUCAGCUGACUGUAAAAGAGCUGCCUGUGAAAAUCGUGAAGCCUUUGCGGGACAAGAUCGCCCUGUGGAAGCACCGGGGUGUCCUGGAGUGCCAGGUGUCCCGGGCCAACGCCAAGGUCAGGUGGUUCAAAAAGGACGUGGAGAUUCACCCCGGUGGGAAAUACGAAAUCGUGAGCGAGGGCGUCUAUCGGAAACUCGUCAUCAACGACGCCGACUACGAGGAUGAGGACACCUACACGUGUGAUGCCCUGGAUGACAAAACCAGUGCUAAUUUCUUCGUUGAAGAGCAAGCCAUUAAUAUUGUAAAAGAGUUGUGUGAUGAGGACGUGACUGAGCCUGAAGAAGCCAAUUUUGAAUGUGAGACAUCCAUUCCAUCUGUGAAACCUGCCAAGUGGUUCCUGAAGGGAGCAGCCUUGCAGGCUGGCAGAAACAUCAUCAUGCACCAGGAAGGCACCAUCCAUAGGCUGACAAUAGUAAAAACAAGUGUUGAUAUGACAGGCACCAUCCAGUUCUCCAUUGGCAAAUCCAAAUCCACAGCCAACCUGCUUGUCAGAGAUUACCACAUCCAGAUCACCAGGAAGCUGGAGGACAAGACGGUCCUGGAGCGACACUCGGUCAUCCUGUCCUGUGACUUCAGGCCUUCCCCAAAGCACGUCAAGUGGUUCAAGGACCAAGUGCUCCUUGAGCCCUCGGAGAAGUACAGAAUCAAGAGGGAUCAGUACUCAGCAGAGCUCAAGAUCAUGAAGGUGAAGCCCGAGGAUGCUGGAGUGUACAAGUGCAGGGCUGGGAUCGCUGAGACCGAAGCCACGCUCAGCGUUGAAGCCCGCAAUGUGGAGGUGCUCAAGCACCUGCAGGACGUGGAGAUUGAGGAGGACAGCUCUGCUGUGUUCUCCUGUGAGCUGUCCCACGAUGAUGAGGACGUGGAGUGGUUCCUCAAUGGCACCCUCCUCUACACCAACAACUUCAACGACAUCAAGAGCGUUGGCAAGUGCUACAUGCUGACCAUGAAGCAGGUGAAGCCUGAGGAUGCUGGCACGGUGACAAUGAAGUCAGACAAGGUGUCAGAGACUGUGCAGCUGAAGGUGAUAGAGAAACCUGCUGUCUUCAUGAAAUCCUUGGAUGAUGUUUUCGGUGAGGAGCGAGGAGUGAUCAAACUGGAAUGUGAAGUCUCCAAAGAGAAGGUCAAACCUGUGUGGAAAAAGGAUGGUGUGAAGAUCACUCCCAGCAAGAAGUAUGAGGAGAUACAGUCUGGGAAGACCCUGUGCCUCCUUAUCCAUGACCUUGAAAAGACAGAUGCGGGGUUAUACACCUGUGACAUCGGCACUGAUGUUGCCAAAUCAAAGGUCAGCGUUCAGGAACUGAACAUUGGCAUCACCAAAAGGCUCAAGAACACUGAAAUCCAGCAGGGAGAAGACUGCACUUUUGAGUGUGUUUUGUCCCAUGAAAGCAUUGAUGAUUUCAACUGGACUCUGAAUGGGAGAAAAGUGGAAAGUGGGGGGAGAUUUAAAGCCUCCAACACAGGUCGGAAAUACACCCUGAGUAUCAAAAAUGUGAUUCCUGAUGACACUGGGGAGGUCAUCUUCACUGCCCGUGGUCUCACCUCCAAGGCUUCCUUGGUUGUGAAAGAAAAACCUACUGAGGUUACAAAACAGCUGGAGGAUAAGACAUCACCAGCAGGGCAGGACAUCAGCCUGAGCUGUGAACUCUCCAAAGCUGAUGUGAACAUCAGGUGGUACAAGGAUGGCAAAGCAAUCAGGAAAAGCCAGAAAUACGACCUGCAGCAGGAGGGGACACGGGCCACUCUCAUCAUCCGUGACUCCACAGUCAAGGACAGUGGGGAAUACACCUGUGAGACAGAGACCUCCAAAACAACAGCCAGGAUCACAGUGCAAGAAAAGCCUAAUUAUUUUGUGAAGGAACUCUCAGACCUGAAAGUCGACGAAAGCGGAACUGCAGUUUUUGUGUGCCAGAGUGAGAGAGCUGCAUCCUCUGUGGUCUGGAGGAAAGGCAUUGCUGAGCUCAGGGCUGGCAGGAAAUAUGAGAUCACACAGAAAGGACAAGUCCUCCAGCUGACCAUAAAGAACUUGGAGAAAAGUGACAGUGACACUUACAGUUGUGACAUUGGGGAUGCCCAGUCCAGAGCCAAGCUAACUGUGCAAGGCCAGAAAGUGCUAAUAACAGAAGACCUGGAGGAUGUCACUGUGUUAGAAGGAGAAUCUGCCAUGUUCAAGUGCAGAAUCUCUCCCGUAGACUAUAGCAGAGUGCAGUGGUUUUUGGAUAAAACCCCACUCCAUACCAAUGAACUUAAUGAGAUCCAGUCCCAGCCUGGUGGAUAUCACCUGCUAACGCUGAAAAAGCUCUCACUGAAGGACUCGGGGGUCAUUACAUUUGAAGCUGGUGAUAAGAAAACAUCUGCCAGUUUGGUUGUUAAAGAAACACCAGUUCUUUUCAAGCAAGAGCUCCAAAACGAAGAAGCCAAAGAAGGAAAGCAGGUCAGGCUGACCUGUGAGCUCAGCAAACCUGGUACCCCAGUGAAGUGGAUGAAGGGAGACACUGUUCUCUAUGCCAGUGAGAAGUAUGAAUUUAAGCAGCAUGGGACAGUGGCAGAGCUCAUAAUUCGAGAUGUGAAAUCCAUAGAUGCUGGGGAUUACACCUGCACUGCUGGGGAACUGAAAACCACUGCUCGAGUCAAAGUGAAUGCUGUGCCUGUGCUUUUCAAACAAGCCCUGGAGAACACGGAUGUGGAAGAAGGGAAAUCCGUCUCCUUGCGCUGUGAACUCUCAAAAGCUGAUGCCACCGUGGUGUGGAAGAAGGGAGAAGCCACGCUCCAGGCAAGUGCCAAAUAUGAAAUGAAGCAGAAGGGAACAGUGGCAGAGCUGGUGAUUCAUAAUGCAGAGCCAGAAGAUGCUGGAAGAUACACCUGUGACACUGGAGACCAGCAGACCACAGCCCAAGUCAAAAUCCAUGGUAGGAAUGAGACACCUGCUUGUGACCAUUUGUUGUUGUUCUUGCCACGGUCCUGCUACCCCUGCACACUUCCAGAGAGUGUUCAGGAGAACAGGGAUCAGCACAAACAUGAGGCAGCUCUGGCUGGAGCUGCCUGUCCAAGCUCUAAGCCAAGAGCUGUGUCCGUGCUCUUCAAAGAAGAGCUGAAGCCCGUGGAAGCUGUGGAAGGUGGGACAGCCACCCUGCAGUGCCAGCUGGGCACAGAGGCCCCCGUGCAGUGGAGGAAGGGGCAAACUCUUCUCCGGGCGAGUAACAAGUACAAGAUGAGGCAGGAGGGCACCGUGGCUGAGCUGCUGAUCCACGACCUGGAGCCAAAGGAUGCUGGAGACUAUUCAUGUCUAGUGGGGAACCAAAAAACCACAGCAGCCUUGUCAGUGAAUGGUAAAAAGGCAGAGAUAACCUGUGAAACUCUGGAAUGUUUUUGUCCACCUCUUCCCUCCUCCUCUCUGUACAUUCCCUCACAACAACUUCCUUCAUGUCCUGCUUCCACUACUUUCUUCCAUCCACUUGCUCGUGUCACUCCUGUCCCCAGUCUCCAUUUUAUUAUAGUUCAUGUUGGAUCCCUGCCAGUCCGUUUCAAGCAAGAGCUGAGGAACGAGGAGGCCACGGAGAGCGGGACGGCGACGCUGCAGUGCGAGCUGAGCCGGCCGGGAGGCUCCGUGCGCUGGAGGAAGGACGGGAAGGAGCUGAUCCCAACCGGGAAAUACAGAAUGAGGAGGGAAGGGCGCUUUGUAGAGCUGGUCAUCCAAGACCUGGACCUGACAGAUGCUGGCAGCUACACCUGUGUGUGUGGAGAGCAGGAGAGCACAGCUGCUUUGAGAGUGAAUGCCUUGCCUAUCCUCUUCCAAGAAGAAUUGAUGAACAAGGAAGCUACAGAGGGGGAGGCAGUCACUUUGCACUGCAAACUGAGCAAACCAGCCCCUGUUGAGUGGAAAAAGGGGAAUGUGGUGCUGAAGCCGAGUGAAAAGUACAAAAUAGAGCAGGAAGGUCCCUUUGUGGAGCUGACAAUCCGGGAUUUGGAUUUGGCAGACGCUGGGGAUUACAGCUGUGUGUGUGGAGACCGACAGACUACGGCUGCUCUGGCAGUAAAUGUCCUGCCUGCUCUUUUCACCAAGGGACUCACGGACAAAGAAGCCACCGAGGGUAAAAGUGUCUCCCUGCACUGUGAGCUGAACAAGGCUGCUGCUAACGUGGAGUGGAAGAAGGGGUUCAAGACCCUCAAGCCCAGUGACAAAUACCAAAUGAAGAGGGAAGGUGUCGUGGCUGAGCUCAUAAUCCAAAAUCUAGACACGGCGGAUGCUGGGAAUUAUUCCUGUGUGUGUGGAGACCAGCAGACCAUGGCAGUGCUAACAGUUCAUGCUUUGCCUGCAUUUUUCAAGGAAGGGCUGAAGAACAGGGAAGCCACGGACGGUGCCACAGCCACUCUGCGCUGCGAGCUGAGCACGGUCGGCGUCCCCGUGGAGUGGAGAAAAGGGGACAAGGCUCUCAAACCCAGUGAAAAGUACAGGAUGAGACAGGAAGACACAGCUGCAGAGCUGCUGAUCCGAGAUCUGGAGGUGGAAGAUACAGGGGAAUACAGCUGUGUGUGUGGAGAUCAGAAGACCUCGGCUGUCUUGACAGUCCAUGCUCUGCCUGCACUGUUCAAAAGAGAUCUUGUCAAUGUGGAAGGCACAGAAACCAGGACGGCUGUUCUGCAGUGUGAGCUGAGCAAACCCGCCCUGGUGGAGUGGAGGAGGGGGCAGGAGGUGCUCAGACCUAGUGAAAAAUACAAAAUGAGGCUGAAGGACACCACUGCUGAGCUGACUAUCCACAGCCUGGAGGAAGGAGAUGCAGGAGAUUACACCUGUGUGUGUGGAGACAAGACAACCACUGCUUCCCUGACAGUGCAUGCCCUCCCUCCUCACUUUAAGAAGGAGCUGAAGAACGUGGAAGGCACAGAAGAUGGCACGGCCACUUUCUGCUGUGAGCUGAGCAAGGCUGGAGCUGCUGUGGCCUGGAGGAAAGGACACAAAACCCUGGGGACAAGUGACAAGUUCACCAUGAGGUGCCAGGGCACGGUGGCUGAGCUGGUGAUCCAUGAUUUAGUCCUGGCAGAUGCUGGAGAUUACACGUGCUCUUGUGGAGAGCAGGAAACCACGGCUGCACUCAAAGUGAAUGUCUCUGCCAUGCUCCCACAUUCUGCUCCUUUUGACCCCCCCACAGCCCUGCCUGUGCAUUUCCAGAAGGAGAUGAGGGAUGAAGAAGCCACAGAAGGUUCAACAGCCACUCUGCAGUGUGAGCUGUCCAGGGCUGCCCCCGUGGAGUGGAGAAAGAAGCACAAAGUGCUCAAACCCAGUGAAAAAUACACGGUGAGGCAGGAGGGCAGCACAGCCCAGCUGCUGAUCCAUGCUCUGGAGGUCAGGGAUGCUGGGGAGUACACCUGUGUGUGUGGAGAGGAGAAGACAACGGCAGCACUCACAGUGCAUGCCCUUCCUGCUCUGUUCAAAGAAGAAUUAAGGGAUGAGGAGGCCGAGGAGGGUGAAGCAGUCACUCUGCACUGUGAGCUGACCAAACCUGCCCCAGUGGAGUGGAAAAAGGGACACACAGCCCUCAAACCUAGCGAGAAAUACAAAAUGAGGCAGAAGGAUGUCACUGCAGAGCUGGUGAUCCACAGUGUGACCGAGAGUGAUGCUGGGGAUUACACCUGUGUGUGUGGGGAGCAGCAGUCCACAGCUUCCUUGGCAGUGCAUGUGCUGCCUGCAGGCAUCCAGGAGAGCCUGAGGGACGAGGAGGUGACCGAGGGUCAAGUGGCCACUCUGAGCUGUGAGCUGACCAAAGCUGCCCCCGUGGAGUGGAGGAAGGGCAGCACCUUGCUCAAAGCCAGUGACAAGUACAAAAUGAGGCAGGAGGGCAUGGUCAGGAAGCUGCUUAUCCAGGAUGUGGAAUUGAAAGAUGCUGGAGAGUACACGUGUGUGUGUGGAGAGCAGGAGACAACAGCAGCCUUGAUAGUGCAUGCCCUGCCAGCCCUUUUCAAAGAAGACCUGAAGGACCUGCAAGCCAUGGAAAGCCAAACAGCCACUCUGAGCUGUGAGCUGAGCAAGGCUGCAGCUGUGGCAUGGAAGAAAGGGAACAAAAUACUCAAGGCAGGUGAAAAAUACAUCAUGAGGCAGGAGGGUGCCCUGGCAGAGCUGGAAAUCCGUGACCUAGAGCUGCAGGAUGCAGGAGAUUACACCUGUGUGUGUGGGGACCAGCACAGCACAGCCUCUCUGGCAGUGAAGGCCCUGCCAGUGCUUUUCAAGGAAGAGCUGAAGGAUGAAGAAGCCCAAGAAGGAGCAUCAGUCACUCUGAGAUGUGAAUUAACCAAAGGAGCUCCUGUGCAGUGGAAAAUAGGGCCCAAAGUGCUCAAAGCAAGUGACAAAUAUCAAAUGAGACAGUCUGGCACUACUGCAGAGCUGGUCAUUCCUGACCUAGAAGUAAAAGAUGCUGGAGAUUACACCUGUGUGUGUGGUGACCAGAAGACAACAGCAACCUUAACAGUUCAUGCUCUGCCACCACUGUUUAAGGAAGAGCUGAAGGACAAGGAAGCAGAAGAAGGUGGAGAAGUCUCCCUGCUCUGUGAGCUCUCCAAGGCUGCUCCAGUGGAGUGGUGGAAGGACCAGAGGAUCCUCAAACCAAGUGGGAAAUACAAAAUGAGGCAGGAAGGGCUCAAGGCAGAGCUGGUGAUCCAUGAAAUAGCUGAGGAGGAUGCAGGAGACUACACCUGUGUGUGUGGAGAGCAGCAGAGCACAGCUGUCCUGACAGUACAGGCUGUGCCUCCGUUUUUCCAAGAAGAAAUGACCAGCCAGGAAGGGGUGGAAGGUGGAACAGCCACUUUGCACUGUGAGCUGAGCAAGGCUGCUGCCCGUGUGCAGUGGAAGAAGGGCCAGCACAUCCUCACCUCGGGCACCAAGUACAGCAUGAGGCAGCAGGGAUGUGCUGUGGAGCUGGUGGUCCAUGGCUUGGAGCUGAGUGACACUGGGGAUUAUUCCUGUGUGUGUGGAGACAAGACCAGCACAGCUGCCUUAACAGUUCGUGUGCUGCCUCCAGAAUUCAAGAGAGAGCUGAAGGACCUGGAAGCUGUGGAAAAUGGCACAGCUGCUCUGCAGUGUGAGCUGACAAAACCUGCUGAGGUGGAGUGGAAGAAAGGGCAGGAGGUGCUCAAAGAGAGCAGCAAAUAUGAAAUGAGUCAGGAUGGUGCUGUUGCAAAGCUGCUUAUCCAUGAGCUGGAGGAGGAGGAUGCUGGAGUUUACACCUGUGUGUGUGGAGAUGAGCAGACAACUGCCACGCUGACAGUCAAUGCACUGCCCAUCACGUUUAAGCAACCUUUACAGAAUAAGGAAUUUGAGGAAGGAAGCACAGCCACGUUCUGCUGUGAGCUGUCGAAACCCAGAACUGCAGUGGAAUGGAGGAAAGGAGGAGUGGGGCUGCAGCCCAGCCAGAAAUAUGAAAUGAGGCAGAGGGGAUGCCUGGUAGAGCUCUUGAUACACAAUCUCAGAUUAGAAGACACAGGAGAAUACAGCUGUGACACGGGGGAUCAGGAAACCAGGGCAGCUCUCAAUGUGAAAGCUCUGCCAGUUCUUUUCCAAAAGCAGCUCAAGGACGAGGAGGCAGAGGAAGGAGCCGCGGUGAAAUUCCAGUGUGAGCUUACAAAGGAUAACGCGGCCGUGGAGUGGAGGAAAGGCACCAUGGAGCUCUUCCCGUGUGCCAAAUAUGAAAUUAAAUUAAGUGGGCGCACAGCAGAGCUCGUGAUCCAUAAUGUAGAGCCAGAGGAUGCCUCUGAUUACACUUGUGACACGGGAGACCAGCAGAGCACUGCAGUCCUCAGAGUGAAUGCCAUCAAACCCCAGCUGAAGCAGCAGCUGAGGAACGAGGAGGUGGAAGUGGGAGGAACAGCCAGGCUGCGCUGUGAGAUUUCCAUCAGCAAAGCAGAGGUGGAGUGGAGGAAGGAUGGAACCCUCCUGCACUCCAGCUCCAAGUAUGAAAUGUGGCAGGAUGGGACCCUCAGGGAGCUCCGUGUUCACCACCUGGAGCCUGGGGAUGCUGGAGAAUAUUCCUGCAAGGCUGGAGACCAGACCAGCUCAGCCAAACUCACUGUGAAAGAGCCUGACGUGACCAUCGUGAGUGGCCUCAAGGACAGGGUGGUGUCCGAAGGGGACGAUGUCACCUUUCAGUGCCAGGUUUCCCACGAGAACGCCAGGGACGUGGAGUGGAAGCUGCAGGACGUGGCUCUGCAGAACAACGAAAUGAACGAGAUCUCGGUGGAGAAGGGCAAGAUCCACACCCUGACCCUGAGGAAGGUGACCGAGCAGGACAUUGGCACUGUCACUUUCCGGGUGGGACCCCACACGUCGACAGCAGAGCUCAGGGUGAAAGCUGCUCCAGUCACCUUCACACAGCCACUCCAGAACCAACAAGCUGAGGAAGGUGGCAGUGUCACCUUGAGCUGUGAGGUCUCCAAACCCAACACCAGUGUGCAGUGGAAGAAGGAGGGGACAGUGCUGCGACCCAGUGACAAAUACAAGAUGCGCCAGGAGGGAUCCCUGGCUGAGCUGACAAUCCACAACCUGAGCGAAGCUGAUGCUGGGGACUACACCUGUGACACAGGGGACCAGCAAACCACGGCAGCAGUGCACCUGAAAGAACCAGCAGCCACCAUCGUGGAGAGGCUGAAGGACGUGGCCGCGUACGAAGGGGAGGACGCGGUGUUCGAGUGCCGGCUGUCCCGGGAAACAGCUCAGGAUGCCCAGUGGUUCCUGGGGGAUGUUCCCCUGCAAUCCAACGAAAUGAACGAGAUCAGAGUGCAGGGGACACGGCACAGUUUGAUCUUGAGGAAGGUGACCCUGGAGGACUGUGGGUCCAUCACUUUCAAAGUGGGGCAGCAUUCGUCGGCAGCACGGCUGAAGGUGGAAGCCAAGAACAGCAUUGUCCAGGGCUUGGAGAAUGUGGAGGCUGUGGAGGGAGGGGAAGCCCUGUUCGAGUGUUACCUCUCCAAGCCUGAGACCUACAAUUACAACUGGCUGAUUGAUGAUGAACCUGCCAAAACCACAGAAAACACUGAGAUGGUUUACUUUGAAAAUGGACUCAGGCAUAUCCUGCUGCUGAAGAAUUUAACUCCCCAGGACAGCUGCAGGGUGACUUUCAUGUGCAGUGAUGCAGUGACCUCAGCCUUCCUCACAGUGAAAGGGUGGCGCCUGCAGUUCUUGCAGCCCCUCACGGAUGUGGAAGUGUCCCUGGGGGAAAAAGCAACAUUUAGUUGUGUGCUGAGUGAAGCUGUGCCAGUUAAUGAAGUGGCCUGGUACAGUAAUGACACAGAGAUCCAGUCAGGUGAGGACUGGGAGGUACAAGCAGAUGGAAACAAAUACAAACUUAUUCUGAAAAAAGCCCAGCUGCAUCAUUCUGGAGAGGUGACCUUUGCUUCCAGGGAGGCCAUUUCAUCAGCCAAGCUUUCUGUGAUAGAGCCUCCAGUUACAGUCACCCAACCUCUGGUGGGAGGAUCAGUCUCGGAAGGAGGGGUGGCUCGCCUGGAGUGCACAUUAUCAAGUAAAACUGAGGAGAAAGUGACUUGGUUCAAGGGAAAAGAACAAAUAAAAGCUGGAGGGAGAUACGAGAUCCUCUCUGAUGGAGCGAAGCAGAUCCUCAUUAUCCGUGGAUUUAAAGCUGAGGAUCAGGACAGCUACACCUGCAUGGCUUCUCCAGAAGUCAAAUCUGUUGCCAGCCUGUGUCUUGAGGUUCCCACGGUGUCGAUGCUGAAGGAGAUUGCCAGGGAAGCUCCCCCUGCCAGCCGGGCUGAAGAGCUGGUGGAUGGACACAUCCAGCCCAGCCUGCCCCCCGAAGCUGCCCAGGAGGGAGAUCUUCACCUCCUCUGGGAAGCCCUGGCCAAGAAACGCCGUAUGAGCCGUGAGCCCACCUUGGAUUCCAUCAGCGAGGUGCCUGAGGAAGAGGAGAAGCUUCAGAAGCUGAGGAAGGAGGAAGCAGAGAUGUCUCACUACUACUCGGAGGAGUACUCCACGUGUGAUGAGCUGGCCAGGACAGGAGAGGCAGAUUUGUCUUUCACAAGCUCUGAUGAUGAGUCUAGAGCUGGGACUCCUUCCCUCGUAAACUACCUCAAGAAAGCUGGCAAGAAGACCAUCAGUGUUACCAGCAAGGUUCAGUCUAGCUCCACAGGAAAAUUAUGGAAACAGUGGGAAACAUCCACAGUGGAGACCACUGUGGCCACCACAGCUGCUCAGCCAGCUGAAACAGAGCUGCCAGAUUUAGAUGACCCCUCCAUGAACAAGGCGGCUGUGAAGAUCCAAGCUGCUUUCAAAGGCUACAAAGUCAGAAAAGAGAUCAAGCAACAAGAGUGCCCCGUGUUUACUGAGACCUUCAAAGACUUCUCUGGAGAGCCUGGGAGCACCCUGCACCUGGAGUGUGUGGCCCACAGCAAAACUGACAUGAACGUGCGGUGGCUGAAAGACGGGAAGGAGCUGUCGGACGGUCGCUACUACCACAUCGACAGCUACAGCGAUGGCACCUGCUCCCUGAUUAUCGCGGGCCUGGACAGGAAGGACGCGGGGAAAUACACCUGUGAGGCGUCCAAUAAGUUUGGCAAGGUCUCCCACAGUGCUAAGGUGGUGGUUGGCACUCAGGAGCCUCCAGUUCUUGCCAAGGACAAGCGGAGUAAGCAGAGCACUGACAGCGAGACGGAGAGCUCGUCCGGCAGCGAGCUGGACGAUGCCUUCCGAAAAGCAGGGAGGAGACUCCACAGGCUCUUCAGAGCCAAGAUCUCCACGGAGAUCUCUGAUGUGGAGGAAGAGCUCUUUGUCAGUGCAGACGAAGGGGACAUCGAUGUGGUUGACCACCAGACGUACCGUGAGGAUGACCAGUACAUCUACAUCAAGUUUGAAGUCAUGUCUGAGGCCAAGACGGCCGCCACACGGUUCAGAGAGAUGUUUGGUGCUCUGGGAAUUCCCGUGGAGAUCGACAUCUUGGAGCAAGGCCCCAAAAAAAUCGAAUUGCGCAUUGGGAAGGCAUCACCUCCCACCCUUGGGAAGUUUGCACCUCCAGUAGCGAGACCUCCACCACCUCUGCUGACUUCUGACACAGCCCCCAUGUUCAUGACCGAGCUCCAAAACCAGGAGGUCCAGGAUGGGUACCCAGUGAGCUUUGACUGCAUCGUCAUUGGCAAACCCCUGCCCACGGUUCGCUGGUUCAAGGAUGGCAAAGCCAUUGAAGAAGACGAUCACUACAUGAUCAAUGAGGACCAGGAAGGGUGUCACCAGCUGAUCAUCACUGCUGUGGUGCCCACGGACAUGGGUGUCUACCGCUGCCUCGCCGAGAACAACAUGGGGGUGGCUUCAACCAAGGCUGAGCUUCGUGUGGACUUGACCAGCACAGACUAUGAGACAGCAGCAGAUGCAACAGAGACAUCAUCUUACUACAGUGCCAAGGAAUAUAUUUCAAGCCGAGAACAGGAAGAAUCCACCACUGAGGAGGAGCAGCUGCCCCAGAUCUUUGAUGAGCUUCAUGAUAUUCAUGUGGCACCUGGAGCAUCACUGGCUAAAUUUCACCUGAAGGUGAAAGGGUACCCUCAGCCUCGUCUCUACUGGUUCAAAAAUGGGCAGCCCCUAAAGGCCUCGGAUCGUAUCCUCAAGACUGACAGGCAGGAAUUCCACUCCCUGGAAAUCCGUGAUGUCACCAAAGCAGAUGCCGGCCAGUACUUGAUAUUUGUCAUCAACUCUGCUGGCUCUGCAUACUCCUCAGCCAGGCUGGUAGUCAGAGAUCCUUAUGAGAAAGAAGAGCCAUCCAAAACAGAUUCCCAAGAGCAGCUGAUACCACCAAGAUUCCUUGAAAGAUUUACAAAUAAGAAAGUGAAAAAGGGUGCAAGCAUCACAUUAUCUGUGAAAGUUGAAGGACAUCCUCCACCAACAAUCACUUGGAUGAAAGAAGAAUCUCGGGAAGACAUCCUGUGGAUCAAACCUGACACUCCUGGGUAUAAACUUGCCAGUUCCAACAUGCACCACAGCCUGAUCCUGCUGGAUGUCAAGAAGAAGUACAGUGGAGCUUACACGUGCAUUGCCACCAACAAGGCUGGCCAGUCCAUCUGCACUGCCAACCUGGAAGUUGCAGAUGUGAAAGAGGCUGAAGUCCUGACCCAGGAGCGUGUGAUGGUGUCAGAAGCCAUCAUGACCACACUGGGAACUAUUCAGUCCUCUGAAGGAGACCUUGAAGCUGGCAGAGAAGGUGUGCCCAAAAGCCCUAUUUCAUUAGCUGAUGUUGGCUCAGAAGAGUUCUUCCAAAAACUCACCUCACGUAUCUCAGAAAUGGUAUCUGCAAAAAUAACUCAGGCCAAACUCCGAGUACCAGGUGCAGAAAGUGAUGAUGAGUCAAGAACUCCCUCUGCAUCUCCUCGCCAUGGGAGGUCCAGACCUUCAUCCAUUGCUCAGGAAUCCUCCUCUGAAUCUGAAGAUGGGGAUUCCAGAGGGGAGAUCUUUGAUGUCUACAUGGUCACUGCUGACUACGUGCCCGCGGCGCCGGACAAGGAGACCAUCACCCUGAAGGAAGGACAAUAUGUGGAAGUCCUGGAUUCAGCUCAUCCUCUGAAAUGGCUGGUCAGGACUAAACCCACGAAAUCGAGUCCCUCUCGACAGGGUUGGGUGUCUCCAGCUUAUCUGGACAAGAAAUUAAAGUUGUCACCAGAGUGGGGAACAACAGAAAUUCCAGAGUUUCCUGGAGAGUUUGUUUCUGAAGAUGAAUAUAAAAGGAAGCUAAGUGUUCUCAUUCAGGAGCUGUUGAUCUCAGAGGAAGAUUACAUUCAAGACUUACAGUUCCUCCAGACUCAUCACCUUAGGUACACUGAGACCUGUCCCAGUGUGCCAGGAGCUGUUGCCAGUCAGAAAUCCACCAUCUUCAGGAAUAUUGAUGACAUUGGGCGCUUCCAUUCCAGUGUGUUCCUCAGGAGCCUGCAGAGCUGUGACACUGAUGAUGAUGUGGCCAUGUGCUUCAUCAAGCACGAAGCAGAGUUUAACAAAUACAUCCAGUACCUGGUGGGAAGGGUCCAGGCUGAGUCCAUUGUUGUCAGCAAAGCUGUCCAGGAUUUCUACAAGAGAUACACAGAUGAAUUUGUAACUAAUGAAGAUCCCUCACAGCCACUUAUCCCACCACUGCAGCACUACCUGGAAAAACCCAUUAACAGGAUCCAGCAGUACCAGACAAUAAUUAAGGAAUUGAUCAGAAACAAAGCCAGAAACAGCCAGAACUGCACUCUGCUGGAGCAAGCCUAUGCCAUUGUGUCUGCCCUGACCCGAAGAGCAGAGAACAACCUCCAUGUCUCACUCAUUGAGAAUUACCCAGGGACCUUGGAAAGUCUGGGGGAACCCAUCCGACAGGGCCACUUCAUUGUGUGGGAAGGAGCUCCAGGAGCUCGAAUGGCAUGGAAAGGACACAAAAGACAUGUUUUCCUCUUCAAAAAUUAUAUUGUGAUCUGCAAACCAAAGCGAGACACAAAGACAGACACCUACAGCUACAUCUUCAAGAACAUCAUGAAGCUGAACAACAUAGAUGUGAACGACCUGGUGGAAGGGGAUGACCGGGCCUUUGAGAUCUGGCACGAGCGGGAGGACCUGGUGCGCAAAUACCUGCUGCAGGCGCGAACCGUGAACAUCAAGAACUCCUGGGUGAAGGAGAUCCUGGGCCUCCAGCAGCGCAUCAGCGAGCCCAUCUGGAUCCCUCCAGACUUUGAGGAAGAGCUGGCAGACUGCACAGCCGAGCUGGGAGAGACAGUCAAGCUGGCCUGCAAGGUGACAGGAGCUCCCAAGCCAUCCAUCAGCUGGUACAAAGAUGGAAAGCUCGUGGAGGUGGAUCCCCACCACAUUAUAAUAGAAGAUCCUGAUGGUUCCUGCACACUGAUCUUGGACAACCUGACAGGGGCUGACACAGGACAGUACAUGUGCUUUGCUUCCAGUCCUGCUGGAAAUGCCAGCACCUUGGGAAAGAUCCUUGUUCAAGUGCCCCCACGGUUUGUGAACAAGGUCAGGAAUGCUUAUCUUGUCGAGGGUGAAGAUGUCCAGUUCACCUGCACUGUGGAAGGGGCACCCAGGCCUCAGAUCAGAUGGUACAAAGAUGGGGUUCUGCUGAAGGACACUAGUAAAUACCAGACUUUCAGUGAACCACGGAGUGGCAUCGUAGUCCUGGUGGUCAAGAACCCUUCCAAUGAAGACAUGGGGCACUAUGAAUGUGAGCUGAUGAACAGGUUAGGGUCUGCCAAAAGUGGAGCAGAGCUUUACCACCACAGCGCUGCAGCCCUGACCCAGGAGAGGAGAGGAGACCAAGCCAUCACCAUUGAAGUCACUGAACAAGAGACUAAAGUGCCCAAGAAAACCAUCAUCAUAGAGGAGACCAUAACCACGGUGGUGAAGAGCCCAAGGCAAAGGGGAAGGGUUUCUCCUGCACGUUCUCCUUCAGGUCAUUCUCCCUCCCGCUCCCCACGGGUGGAGCUGGCUCCGGAGCCGGUUUACGUCUCCAAGAUCAGGCAGCCUGUCCACAGACACGACCAGGAGGCAGCACCAAAGUCUGGUGCUGUGCCCAGGCUUUAUGUCACAGAACACGAGGACAUGCAAGGGGCAGCGGCGAGAGACGUCGUUGUGGAGAGCACAGUGGAAGAGAAGAAGCCCAAGUGGGUCGAAGUGGAAGAAAUAAUUGAAUUCAAGGUGAAAAAAUCACCAAAGCCCACAAGGAAAAGAGGUUCUUCCCCAGCAAAACAAGAAAAAGAUGACUCAGGGGUGUUAACGUUCACUUUUCCCAGCUCAAGGCCCAAGCGCUCUCCAGAAGAUGAUCCAAAUACGAACAACUCCAACAAUAAAUUGGUGGAACAGCCAAAAUCUCUGCCAAAUGAGGGUCUCUCUGAAGGUGACAUCCAACCCCUGGUGUAUACGACCGAGCAGGAAGGACCUCAGGUCAGCAGCGAAGAGAGAAACUCGCCGUGUGGGUUAGAACAAUUAGGAAGUGAUUCAUUUAUGGAUUAUGGAACUGAAGGGAAGAGCUGCCCGCAGGAGCCACGUGCUGACUGUGGGUCAGACUCUGCCUCCCCUCUGCUUGCCUGCGGGGGUGAGCCUCUGGUCUUCAGUUUUGGGACAGCAGCUGGAGAGCAACACCAAGUUCUGUUCUCCCCGGCGAGUCCAGAGGAAAAGGAAGGGGUUGAUGAAGUGGAUGUGUCCUGGCCUGUUGGAGAGGAGGUACCCGAAGUAAUACAGGACAUCCUUCCCGAGGAGGACAACGUCAUCGUGGAUGAGCCAGAGGAGCUGCACGCAGAUGACAUCAGCACGCGGGACCGCAAGAUUUUAACCCACAACGGCAAACUCUUAACCCUGGAGGACCUGGAGGAUUACAUCCCCCAGGAAGGAGAGACCUACAGGUGCGAGGAUCAGAAGCAGACGGCGGAGAAGCCCUGCGAGAUCUCGGUGCUGCAGACGGAGAUCAACGAGCCGACCAUCGGCAAGCCGGUGCUGCUGAACCUGCUGCGGCCCGUGGUGCCCCAGCCCAGGCAGAGGUUCUUCAGCCAGCUCCAGGAGCACGUCCCCGGGGCUGUGUUCGUGUCAGCCUCCCGCCUGAGCUCCGCGCCGUCCGUGGGCCCCUCCAGCAUCUCGUUCCGCGUGGGCGAUCCCCGCGCGGCUCCUGCCGGCCCUUCCUUCACCCUGAAGCCCUCGUUCUGCACCGAGCUGCAGCGCUCGGCCGACAGCGGCCAGUCCAGCUUCAAAACUGAAGUUUCCACCAGAACCCUCAGCUACGGGACUGUGGGCGAGCCUGUCACCUUGCACAUCAGCACAGAAGACCUCUCCCAGACCACAGCACAGAGGCAGGUUCCAGAUGAACCAGGGGUGCCAAAGCCAAGCCCUGCUCCUUCCAGGGAAGAGGAGGCUGCUGGAGGUGAAAGCACUCGGGAACGCACAGUUCCCAUCGACAGAACAUCACCAGAUGCAGGGGCAGGAGGCUGGUACAGGAGAGAAGGAGACGUGGUCUGGGAUGUGCACAGUGAAGUUUACAUCGAGACCACAGAAAGAACUCGUGUGUACAAGACUGAGGAGAAGACUCCAACAAGUCCUCCCUACAUGCAAGUGACAAUAGAGGAUGUGCAGGUGAACUCUGGGGAACGUGCCAAAUUCCAGGCAGUCAUUGAAGGAACCCCUCAGCCCACAGUUCUGUGGUUUAAGGGCACUUCACUGCUGACAGACAGUGACAGGAUCCAUCAGGGGAAGGAAGGAACAACGUAUUUCUUGGUGGUGGACAAUGCUGCCUUGGAAGAUGGUGAUGUUUAUACCUGUGUUGCCAAAAAUGCAGGAGGGGAGGUUUUGUGCAAAGCUGAGCUCGUCGUACGUGAAGCUAAGAAAGACCAAGAAGGAAAGAAAGUGGCCACCAGGAGAAAGCUCCACUCCCAUUAUGAGGUGAAGCAGGAGAUUGGAAGGGGCUGCUUCAGCUUCGUGAAAAGAGUGGUGCACAAAGGGAACAGGGUGUCCUGUGCUGCCAAAUUCAUCCCUCUGAGGAGCAAAACCAGGACUCGAGCUCAUCAGGAGAGGGAUAUUCUUGCCUCUCUGUCCCACGACAGAAUUACCAGGCUCCUGGAUGAGUUUGAAACACGAAAAACACUGAUUUUGAUUCUGGAGUUAUGCUCCAAUGAAGAGCUCCUGGACAGAUUAUUCAAGAAGAGUGUGGUCACUGAAGCUGAGGUCAAACUGUACAUCAAGCAAAUUUUGGAAGGAAUCAAAUAUCUUCAUGACAACAACAUCCUUCAUUUGGACAUCAAGCCACUGAAUAUCCUCAUGGUUUAUCCUGAGAGGGAAGACCUGAAGAUCUGUGAUUUUGGGUUUGCCCAGAGGAUCACACCCGUGGAGCCUCAGUACAGCAAAUACGGCUCUCCAGAGUUUGUUGCCCCAGAAAUUGUUUCCCAGUCACCAGUGUCAAAAGCAACUGAUAUCUGGGCUGUUGGAGUCAUCACAUAUUUAAGCCUCACGUGCAAGUCUCCAUUUGCUGGGGAGAACGACAGGAAAACUCUCCUAAAUAUCCAGAACGGGGAGAUUUCAUGGACCAUUCCUGAUGUUGUUCACUUGAGUGAAGAUGCAAAGGACUUCAUGAAGGGGAUCCUGCAGCAGCACCCCAAAUCCAGGCCAAGUGCUUUGGACUGUCUUUCCCACAAAUGGUUCAUGCACAAUGUCCCUCUUGAAGCAGCUCAUUUCAUUAACACCAAGCAGCUCAAAUUCAUUGUGGCUCGGAGCAAGUGGCAGCGCUCCCUGAUGUGCUACAAAUCCAUCCUGGUGAUGAGAUCCAUCCCAGAAAUCCUGGAAAGGACCCAUGACAACAGCUCCCUGGCCAUCUCCCGACACCUCAUUGAGGAGAGCACCUCAUCCAGCACCAGUGGCUCCUCUUCAGACAAUGAAAACUCGAAUUUCCCUGAAAAGAAGCACUUUGGCUCCACCCCUGAACUGCACUUGCCUGUGUUUGAUGCCCCAAGCCAUCCCCAGCCUCUGAAAUGUGCGAGUGAACAGGAGCACUCCAAAAGCUCCAUCCCCCCAGUAAAACCCACGAGGAGGAAAUAUGCUUCCAUGAAAGCUGAGGUGGGGCACAAACCACCCACAGAAAGCAAAGAGCUCAUGGCAGGUAUCUUACAGGACAAAGAGCAGGGGCUCCUGCCCAGCCUUCAGGAAGAGCCACCCCAAAAAAGUGGCACUGCUGAGCCUUCAUCCCCGAGGGCUUCCAGGGAAAGCACAUCACUUCUGCACCAGAAAGAAAAACCAGACACACCUUUACCUGAAACGGCAGGGGAUGGGACAGAAAAGCCAUCUGCCUGUGUUCCCAGGCAGAGUGUCAUUAAAAGCACCUUCUACAGCCAAGCAACUGAGCUGCCUGCAAGGCCACCCUCCUCACCUGGCAGGGAGCUCAGGAGGCACCUGGACAGAGCCAGGAGGACUUUCCGCAAGGCUGGCUACUCAAAGGUGCCCCUCAGUGGCCUCCGUGAGCCCCUCCUGGAGCAGUUUGAACUGGAAGAGGAGGAAGAAGGGGGAGAUGAUCGCAGGGAAAGUCUGCUGGGAUCCUUGACCAAAUCUGCAUCGUUUGACAGUGCCAGGAAGCCACCACACCCUGCCAUUGCUGGUGCCAGCCGCAGCCGCUCCCUGGAUGACUACAGGCUCAGAGCCUCCAGAUCCUUGAGGGAGCAGGAUAUUUUGGAGGAGGACUGUGAUGUGUUGUCCCAGGAAAGCUGCCCUGAAGGCAGUGAUCACUGUGACACUUCCGCAGGGCCUGGCAAGGGAUGUUCUGCGGGCACAGCAGAGCAAGGGGACAUCGGGAGAGCCAGCAAGGAUUGCUCAGGAGAAAAGCCCUCUCCCUCCACACACUGUGAGGGGAAUGGGUGCCCACCUGCUCUUAUACAGGUAGAGGGGCUUCCAGUGUCACCUGAGAGGAGUGAGAAUAGGAAGCGUUUACUGAAGAAAUCAAAAGCCACGGAGAUUGAGGAGGAUGUUGAAUGUUUGGAAGGCAAAAGCCCCAUUCCAACCGCCCAGUGCUCAGAUGUGACAGCACCAUCAGCUCCAAAACACGACAGCACAGAGGGUAAAUCUGCCUCUGCCUCUGGUUUUCAGGAGGGCAAAGACUCCAUUUCAACCCUCACACAGUCAGAGCCCACCCCAAAGUCAUCUCCGAGUAAGGGAGGAGUUGCUCCAGCUUCAGCCUAUGAACUGAAAUAUGAGGAAUAUGCAGAGGAUUAUGGUGAGGGUGGAGGCAUUGCCUUAGAAAGUGGCAGAUGUGAUGCUGGAACAGCUGCCCCACCAGUGCUGCACAGGGAUCACGGUCAGGAGCUGCCACACCACAGAUCCUCAUUCUACAGUGAUGAGGAGUCUGCUGUGCUGGAGGGCUUGGUGGACGAGAUGGUUUCCCUCUCUGAAGAGAUGAAUGUCUGGGCAGAGUCAGUUUCUGGAGAGAAGGGGAGCAGGAAGCACAUUUCUCCUCAGAGAGAGAUGCUCUACAAAGGCAGCCAGGCACACACGGACACCUCCUUCUCCUCUGUCCAGCAGGAUGGAGGAGGAGAAAUCGCUGUGCAGGAUGACUUUGCAGAACCCUACCUGUCUGUGAGUGAGGAGCCAGGAGUCCUGGAAGAGCAAGAAGCACAGACAGUCCCUCAUGAAUGUGAGCACCUGGAGGAUUUGGCAUUUGAGAUGUCCCCUUCCAGCCGGGAGAGCGUUUCCUCCACGGAGAGCCUGGACACUGCAAACAGACCCAUCCACGUGCCACUGACCAAGGACACUGAGAAACACCCGGAAGUUUCCUUGGUGAAAAUCAAAGACCUGUCAGAUGAAGCACCCAGUCCUGGCAGUGGCCCCCAAAAAUUUGACAUCUCAGAAGUGGAGCCUGCCUAUUUGAAUUUCUCGGAUUUGUACGACAUUGUCUACUUCCCAUUUGAGUUUCUGAGCUAUAAGAAGCCAUCACCCAAACCAGUUCCUAGACGGUUUAUGCUUCUUGGUGAAAGGGCAAGGUCCCCUCCUGCAGGACAUCUCCAUAAGGAUAAAAGACUGUGCAUCAGGGAACAGGAGGACAAGAACAGGAAGAACCGUUUGGAAAUAUCCGAGGGUUCAAAGGCAGAUAACUUAUUAGCCAUGGGGAAAGGGGCAGAGAGCCAUAAGGAAAUGUAUAGUUCCCAAAAGGACUCCAGUGGGAAACAGAAAAGUUCCUUCCACACCAAGCCUGGACUCUUUAAGCCAUAUGCAAGGUCUCAUUCUGUGGAGCAGUCGGUGGAGCAGAGUCUGAAGAAGAAAGUAAAAGCUUCUGUUGCCCAUAUUUCAAGAAUCCUAAAAGGAAAGACAUCUCCUGAGCCAGAGGAAGCAGAGUUUGGUGAGCUGGGAAGUGAGGCAGCAGAAAAGGAGCUGUUAAUAGGGGCUGAAGGAUCCCUGAAGAGGAAAUCAGCGCUGCCUUCAUUCAAGCUACCAAGCCUCACCCCAAAGGAGAAAGGUAUUGCUCUGGCAGGAGCCAUUGCCCCGUCGUUCGUGGAGGAGCUGAUGGACCAGGCUGCGGCCGCCGGGCAGUGCGUGACGCUCUCGUGCCGGACAGCAGCUCUGUCCUCCCUGCACAUCGCCUGGUUCAGAGAUGGAAUCCCUGUCCAGAGCAGCAGCCGGAUCCUCAUCUCAUCCACGCUCAAACACUUCCAGCUGUUAACAAUCCUCUCUGUUAAUGCUGAGGAUUUUGGUAUUUACACCUGCGUGGCCACAAAUUCUCUGGGCUCAGCAUCCACCUCUUGUGUCAUGAGAAAAGCAGAGGUUCCCCCCAGCCCUCCACCCCCUGAUGUCGUGGAGGUCUACAAGGAUGGAGUGCAGCUGGUUUGGAAACCUGUGGAAACCAACACCCCUGUCCACUACACUGUCCAGUGCAAGACUGAAGAUGGGGAGUGGACAACUCUGGCCUCUGACAUCACUGACUGCUGCUACUAUGCCAGAAAUCUGCCCCAGGGGUUCCUCUACCACUUCAGGACAGCCUGCAGCAGCAAGGCAGGGACAGGACCCUACAGCCAGCCCUCUGCCAAAGUGAAAAUCACUGGGAAGGAUCACAUGGCUGCCCCUGAAGAAGAGAGUGAAAUGAUCACACCUCCUGAGCCCUUCCCCACCUACCAGACCUACGCCUUCCACACUGAGAUCAAAAGGGGCCGGUUCAGCAUCGUCCGGCAGUGCCGGGAGAAGGUGAGCGGCAAGACCCUGGCUGCUAAAAUCAUCCCUUACUGGCAAGAGGACAAGCAGGCCGUGCUGCUGGAGUACCAGGUGCUCAGGAAGCUCCACCACACCAACAUAGCCCAGCUGAAGGGUGCCUAUGUCAGCCCCCGGCACGUGGUGCUGAUCCAGGAGAUGUGUGUGGGGCCAGAGCUGCUCCAUUCCCUGGCACUCCGGACAUCGUACUCAGAGGUGGAGGUGCGAGAUUACCUGUGGCAGAUCCUCAGUGCCACCGAGUACCUCCAUGCACACAACAUCCUGCACCUGGACCUCAGGUCUGAGAACAUGAUCAUCACUGAGCCCAACCUGCUGAAACUCCUGGAUUUUGGGAAUGCACAGUUCUACACACCAGACAAAUUUAUUUCCAUGGACAAGUGCUCGGACUAUGUGGAAACCAUGGCUCCAGAACUGCUGACAGAGCAAGGAGCCCUUCCCCAGACUGAUAUUUGGUCCAUUGGAAUCACAGCCUUCAUCAUGUUGAGUGCCAACUACCCCGUCAGCUCGGAGGCACCCUGUGAAUUCCUGAGAACAGCCAGGAAGGGGAGGCUGAAGCUCACACGGUGCUAUGCGGGUCUGUCCGGGGGAGCCGUGUCCUUCCUGCAGAGCACUCUGUGUGCAAACCCUUGGGGAAGGCCGUCAGCCUCCGAGUGCCUUCAGAGCCCCUGGCUCCAGGAGACAGGUUUGGACAACAGGCAGCAGGCACUGGUCACCUUCCCCACCACCAAACUGAGGAAUUUCCUCAUGGAACGGGAAAAGAAGAGGGGCCUGCUGUGCUCCAAGUACGGCCUCAUGAUUGCCCAGUGACGUGGAU